UGCGAGGCUUCUGCUUGAGCUCUGCAUGUGUCGUGAGUUGUGUGCCAUAGGGUCGAUUCAACCCAGAUCCUCGAAGAAGACCCGCCCAGGAGAGGAGACGCAUUACGGAAAAAAUCGAAAUCCGGGGAAGCGUCCGCUGCGGAGAAAGGCGCCUUAAGAGGGAAAACCCGACAGCGUGAGAGCACGAACAUGACCGCCAAGACCGAAGUGAGCUACUGUGAGAAGUGCUCUGUUCCUUUGGACUUUGGGAAUGCGCCAUCAAUCGAGGAAGAUAUACCGAUCAAUCCGUGCCCUGCGCCCGAACGAGCCUCGCUCGCCGAGCGCAGAGCGCAACGCAGAGUACUGGGCCCCCUUUCAAAUAAUACUCCCAAGAAAUCGACGGCUUACCCGACGGGUGCUCGAAAAAAAAUAACUCCGUAUGAAGCAGGGGGGUUUUCGCAACACAUGGAGACGACUGCCCGGCUCAAGGAAGUUCUUCGAGACAGCGAGAAUAAUGAGCUCCCCAUGUGCCGCGAAUGCGUCGAUACUUUAAUGGAUUUCAUGCAGGAAGAGCUGGAUGCGGUCGAGAAAGAGGUUGCUGCUCACAAAACAUACCUUGACCGACUGGGAGAACCAGAUCAAGAGGGAAUGGAAGAACUCCGCGCCCAGUUGGAAAAGCUCCAUGCAGAAGAGAGAGAGUUGGACGGCAGGCUGAGUAAGCUGCAAACGGAACGCGAUUUGGUUUUCAAACAGCGCGACGCGUUGCUCAAGGAGAAGGAGCGCUUGGAGAAACUAGAGAAAGUGGAAUUCCGUAACUACAUGCUAGAGAAAGAACUGUGGUUUGUCAUGUCCGACAAAUUGACCUCAACCGAAAACCGGCUCGAAUACGCCAAAGCCCGUCUCAUGGAGAUGAAGAACACGAGUGUCUUCGACUCAUCCUUCAGGAUUCGUCGCGAGGGAGCAUUGGGCAUGAUAAAUGGCUUUCGACUCGGAAAACCAACCCGCGAAGAGGACGCGAGAGAAUGGUGGGAGCUCAGCAUGGCCUGGGGCCAGCUCACGCAGGCGUUGUUCGCCUGUGCGAAGAAGCUCGACUUCACGCUGGACAAUUACGCUCUAGUUCCUUACGGAGAUAAAUCAUACAUCGUGGCGCAGAGGGCACGCAAGAAGCUCCCGCUGUAUCACAGUAUCGGGACAGGGCAGCUAUUCAAUCCCGAAUUCGACUCAGCAAUGGAGGCCUUCUUGGAUUGCUUGCAGCAGUUUGAGGCAGAAAUCCGACGCCAGGACAGAAACUUCACCCUUCUUCAUCCCAUAUCAGGCAGCGACAUUGGCGAGCGAGAUUCCGAAGACACCUACUCUAUCCGGUACUACUUCAAUUGCGAGGAGGAAUGGAACAAGGCACUCAGAUGCGUGAUGAUGAACGUGAGCCAAAUACUCAGAUUCGUGUCGGCAAAAUCGAAGAGGGAGGAGGAGUUCCUAGACUUUGAGCGUGUUCCCGGUCCCGGAGAAAUUCGUUGAUGCCCACAGAGGGGGAGACUCUCGUCCGACAGACAUCUAUAAUGUAUCCAAGAUGACGGGGAGCUCUGAAACUUUAUAAUUUCUAACUUCUAACUGACUGUUCAAUACGAGUUUUACAU
Molecule: messenger RNA, 1613 nt
Organism: Galendromus occidentalis (western predatory mite)
Lineage: Eukaryota; Metazoa; Arthropoda; Arachnida; Mesostigmata; Phytoseiidae
Product: beclin-1
Exons: 3
Coding region: 190-1494 (434 amino acids)
Biological process (GO): autophagosome assembly; late endosome to vacuole transport; cellular response to nitrogen starvation
Cellular component (GO): phagophore assembly site; phosphatidylinositol 3-kinase complex, class III, type I; phosphatidylinositol 3-kinase complex, class III, type II
Molecular function (GO): phosphatidylinositol 3-kinase binding; protein-macromolecule adaptor activity
Source: RefSeq, a predicted model, not a curated record